AUGGAUGCGAUCAAGAAAAAGAUGCAGGCGAUGAAAAUCGAGAAGGAUAAUGCUCUCGAUCGAGCCGAUGCAGCCGAAGAAAAAGUACGACAAAUGACGGAUAAAUUGGAACGAAUUGAGGAGGAACUUCGAGAUACCCAAAAGAAAAUGAUGCAAACAGAGAAUGAUUUAGAUAAAGCGCAGGAAGAUUUAGCUGUUGCAAAUACAAACUUAGAAGAUAAAGAAAAGAAAGUUCAAGAGGUAAACUUUCCUUUCGUUUCUCCCGUUUGUUUUGUUUUAUUUACUAUCUAUCGUUAA
This is a messenger RNA of Cercopithifilaria johnstoni, 297 nucleotides long. NCBI's taxonomy places the organism in Eukaryota, Metazoa, Nematoda, Chromadorea, Rhabditida, Onchocercidae. The record is from the annotation of a GenBank genome assembly.